Molecule: messenger RNA, 2957 nt
Organism: Scleropages formosus (Asian bonytongue)
Lineage: Eukaryota; Metazoa; Chordata; Actinopteri; Osteoglossiformes; Osteoglossidae
Gene: pygo1
Product: pygopus family PHD finger 1
Exons: 3
Coding region: 376-1689 (437 amino acids)
Source: RefSeq, a predicted model, not a curated record
GCGUGGUUACAUCAGCGGCUCCACAUCAAACGGCGCGCCGCGGACGCGCUCAUACGCGAACGAGCUUCUCCGCGCUCGCGUCGACUUUUCAGGGGCGGACAAAUAAUUCGCGACAGCGCAGGGUGUCCGCGGUGUCUCUCUCUUCUCUACUCCACCCCCCCCCACCCCACGUGUGCGUGUGUGAGCGCACACACGGCGAAGUUGCGGCUCGUCCGCUCCUCCCAAACUUCGCGGAGUCGCGCAGCUCGCCACCCCGCGCACGCGGCGACACCGAGAGCACGCGCCGCCUCACCUUUCGGCAUUUAAUUUGAGAGCGACCGAACCGCGGCGACCGUAGCCCUUCGUCCUCGCUCGAGUCAUGCCAGGGACCCGGUGAUGUCAGCGGAACAGGACAAAGACUCGCUCUCCCUCAAGAGGAACAGAGGUGGAGAUGGUGGGCUGGAGGGGUUAGGAGGUCCAGGGGUGCUCCUGGGGAGCCCAGAUAAGAAAAAGCGCAAGUCAAACACCCAGGCAUCCUCAUUUCCUCCGCUGUCAGAGUAUGCCCCACCCCCAAACCCCAGUGCGGAUCACCUGGUGGCCGUAAACCCGUUUGAUGACAACUACAAUGCGCCCUCGUUGAAGCCUACCUCUUCCGCCAGCCCGUACUCCGGCUACUCUCACUACCCAGGCUUCACCAGUUACGGCCCCCACAGGAUGGGACCCCACCUGCCGCCGCGUGUUCCUUCUCCCUAUGGAGGCCCAUACCAAAUGCGAAACCAGCUCCAUCCUUUUGCUCAGAACCAAAUGGCUAUGGGGUUUAACCGGGGGCCUGGCUUUAAUUACGGGCACCACGAUAAUCCCGCAUACGCAAAUCAGUCGUUCAACAACGCCAUGCCUGUACCGCCAAACCCGCCUUAUAGACCUGGUCCGGGAGACGCCUUCAGUCAGAUGCCACCACAUAAUAUCAGCAGGAGCACAAAUUCUGACCUGGGCCUGGGUUUUGGACCUGAGGGCAGUGCCAAUGUGAACGUGCCCAUGCGGCCUUGUGGAGACCCUGGUGCCAAUUUUGGGCUGCAGCAGAACUUGAGCCAGCCCAGCAUCCCCGUGCCUAAACAAGAUGCGAGCGAAACCUCUGCAAGAAACGUAUCCCAUGCCGUGUCUCCCCAGAAGCAGGGCCAGAAUGCCGAGGAGAGCACGGGUCGUGACAACACCAUUGACCUAAAACCAAAAAACAGAGCUGUCCCCAUCGGGCAGGAAGGCACCCAUUCUGACACCAUGGACAAGCUGAAUGGCAUCAUCUCCCCGAGCAGUGAAAGUCUGAAAAACUCUCCACAGCCCUGUGGGCCCAAGGAGAUGGCCUCCCUGGAGAGGAGGCAGAGGCGAAGCAGCAGCAGUGGCGGCACAGGUGCGACUGGCAAUAAGGCAGUGGCCACCCCCAGCAGAUCUGGCCAUCCGUCGGCUGACCCCCUCUACCCGUGCGGCAUAUGCUUGAACGAGGUGAAGGAUGACCAGGAGGCCAUCAUGUGCGAGGCCUCUUGUCAGAAGUGGUUCCACAGAGUGUGCACUGGGAUGACGGAGACGGCAUACAACCUUCUGACGGCCGAGGCGUUGGCCGUGUGGGGCUGUGACACGUGCAUGGAGGAUAAAGGGGCACAGCUCAUGAGAACCCGGGAACUGGCGGGUCAGCCUGCGGUCAGCAGCGAGGGAUAACCAGUCACUUUGAAGAUUCAGCGCUUGAUUUUUUUUUUUUUUUCCCCCAUUUUCAAUUUCAGAUUGUUUUACAGUUACACUUGUUCUACUUGCCUUCAUUUAAACAGAUUUUUUUUGCAUAAUUGUUUCUUUACUCUUAUUGCAGUUUCACCUGUUGCAGAUACUACUAUUGUAAGCUUGGCAGUAAACUUUAAUGACCUCUUGGAGUCUCCGUGGUGCCUGGUGUCAUCUGUUGUUAUAGGUGUUUUUACAAGGCAUGGUUUUAUCUCUCCAUAAAGUCUAGGCAAAUGACUGUUCUCUGUUUUUCAGCUUUUGUCAUUAUUAUUGUUGUUGCUGUUGUUAUUAUGCAAUAGGUUAAGUCUUCUGAAGUUGCCUCAAGUCUUCAGAUAUAUUAUAGUGACCAUUAAAUUUUGCUUAUGACAUUGGCAGGAGGUCCUCUUUCAUAACAAGGUAUACACAGAAUUAUUACUUAUGAUCUCAUAUUACAACUUGUUUGGCAGUAUUAUCAGGGUUUCUCUACUUUAAAUAUUUUUGUAUUAUGAUCAAAAUUUUCAGAUAAUUUUACCAGUUUUGUGUUACAAAAAUCUUGUUUGUACAACUGCUACCAGAAUGAAAAAAAAUAAUACAGUAGGUGGUACUCUACUUGCAUCAGACUCAUUUCCCCUUUGCUUUCUGUACUUUUAAUUUAGUCUAAUUUGGAAUUCAGUGUGUCAAUAUUAGUACUCAGCACUAAAUGAAAUAAUUGACAAUACUUCUACAUGUAAACUUUUGACUGUGGCAUAAAAUGGAGACUGAGUUUCAUGGGUUUUAUUGGGCUUGGGUUCCAGUAGGUCUGUUGGGGGAAGACAUGGGGGACAAGAUAUUUUCAGUGUUUUAAAAGUAUUUGCUUGUGAGGUGUAUUUCUGUCUUUGUGUUGUUUUGACAGUGCUUUAGGGAAAAAAGGUCCGUUUCACAGUCUAAAUGAUAAUUGUAGCAUAUUGCCUUCUGUUGUACAAACAAUUUCUCCAAGUAGUGUUGAAUCUUAGUAGUCUAAGGCCAACAGUCCCUUGAUUUCUUGGCCUUUCCUGAUCAUAUGGUUCAUUUCCAUUUACGCUCAGUCUAACAAUGGAAAAUUUGCUACUGGUACUUGUUUUUUUUUUCCUUCUCUAAUUGUGUGAUGGUUCGAAGUUAUAGCACCAGAGAUAUGCUAUGCUAACAGCGGUUAAUGGGUCUGGUGUAUUUCCAGGUUGGGAAUGAAAGCAGGAUUAAGGUCAAAAAAAAAAAAAAAA